UCACUGCACAGCGCCGCCAGAUCCGGGCACCGUGCAAAGGCCCCGCUUUUUUCCCCCCUCCCGGAGGCAGGCGGCGGGUAGAGGGGCCACAGUUUUUGGCCGAGAGGGUGCAAGGCAAAAGCCUAGUUGGAGUGGAGGCUGGUGUGCGAAUCGCCGCGGGAGAAGCGCGGUAGGAACGAGUCUCAGGAGUAAAAGGGAAGCAAUGCAGAAAUCAGAGUGCCAAGAAGGUGUACAGUUGAGAAGCAGAGUGACAGGUAACUGUGAUCAGAGGACAUCAUCAAGGACACAAAUUAAACAUAGGACUACAGCUGAACGCAGCAAAUCCUCAUCAUCUGUCGGUUCCCCAGAGUCUGCAAGAAAACUUCUUCCUCGACCAAGUGAUAAACUUAACCCUAAAACAAUUAACCCUUUCGGUGAACAGUCGCGAGCCCCCUCUGCCUUUGCAGCCAUUUACUCUAAAGGAGGUAUUCCUUGCAGAUUGGUCCAUGGUUCCGUAAAACACAGAUUGCAGUGGGAAUGUGCUCCUGAAAAUCUUCCAUUUGAUCCUCUUCUUAUUACUUUAGCUGAGGGUCUGAGAGAAACUAAACAUCCAUACACCUUUGUGUCAAAGGAAGGCUUUAGAGAAUUACUUUUGGUCCAAGGGGCUCCUGAAAAAGCUGUGCCGCUGCUUCCUAGACUGAUCCCUGUGCUAAAGGCAGCUCUGGUCCACGUGGAUGAUGAAGUGUUUGAAAGAGGACUGAACGCUCUGGUGCAGUUAAGUGUCAUUGUUGGUCCUUCUCUAAAUGACCACCUGAAACAUCUGCUUACAAGUCUGUCCAAGAGACUGAGAGAUAAGAAAUUCAAAGAGCCAAUCACCAGCGCGUUACAAAAGCUAGAGCAACAUGGUGGAAGUGGAAGCCUAAUCAUCAUCAAAUCUAAAAUCCCAACAUACUGCUCCAUAAGCGGUUGAGAAUAGAGCCAGCAAAAAUCUUACUACCUGGUGACAAGUAUUAAAUGCUGACCAUGUGCACGUAUGGGACCUUUUCAGACUCAACUUCAUUUUAUUCUUUUGUAAAUCAGAGCCACCAUUCAUAUGUAUGAGUUGAAGUUGGGUAUACACAAUUCCACUGAAUCAUAGUUAAAGUUAUUCAUUAACAAAAAAGUGGUUAAUCAUGAAAUCUAUUUAAGAAGUUCUACAAUAGUACAAUUCUGUGGGGUUUACUUUCAUACUUUCAUGGUUUGGGUGAACAGCAACAGUUGGGUUUAUGCCAGAUACGUUUAUAUUUAUUUUUUGGUGACUUUUAUUUAUAACAUACCUUUUGCAAUCGAUUUGUAGCUCUGCACUUUUUUUUUAGACAUUCUGCUAUUUCUUGGGU
Manis javanica (Malayan pangolin) is the source of this 1355-nucleotide messenger RNA. RefSeq names its product parkin coregulated like (gene PACRGL). NCBI's taxonomy places the organism in Eukaryota, Metazoa, Chordata, Mammalia, Pholidota, Manidae. The record is from RefSeq and is a predicted model, not a curated record.